AUGCAGCCAUCACUCCUCUGCACCGCCUGCCGUCGCGCCGCCCGCGCCCGCGCCCGCGCUCCCCUGCGUCUCCUCGCGCGCCCCAUCACCACCGCCCGUCCGCACCACCUCUCCUCCUCCCCCGUCCUCCGAUCCUCACCACCACCACCACGCCUCCUCCGCCUCUACUCCUCCUCCACGCCCGCCGCCGCCGAGGCCGAAACGCCCAGCAUGACCGACGCCGAGGCCGCCAUCGCGCGACUCCUCGUCGACGCCCUCUCGCCCUCCGCCCUGCUCGUCCAGGACGUCUCCGGCGGCUGCGGCAGCAUGUACGCCAUCGACAUCGCCGCCGAGGCCUUCCGCGGACAGUCGGUGCUGCGCCAGCAGCGCAUGGUCAACGCCGCGCUGGGCGAGCUGGUGCGCACCUGGCACGGCGUCCAGAUCCGCACGAGCGUGCCGGAGAAGCCGCAGCAGUCGUGA
Cordyceps fumosorosea ARSEF 2679 is the source of this 459-nucleotide messenger RNA. Its product is annotated as BolA protein. The record is from RefSeq and is a predicted model, not a curated record. NCBI's taxonomy places the organism in Eukaryota, Fungi, Ascomycota, Sordariomycetes, Hypocreales, Cordycipitaceae. The transcript has a single exon. The coding region runs from base 1 to 459 and encodes 152 amino acids.